AGAGGUCGAAGUGGAGAGGUCUGUCCCCAGGAUUUCACGCCGCUGUGCAUAGUGCUUUGCUAAAUGACAGUAGCGGAGGGACCCUGCAGUUGAGCUGAAGUGUGGAAACUACGGAAAUAAAUCCACAAAAAUACCGACGGGGUAGUAGGAUCCACGUUUACCGAGGGCCGGGAGAGGAGCAGUUAGAUCCCUGGAUGCCCCCCGGUGCCUCUCCCUCCGCCACGCGGUGCUCCCGCCUGAUGGCAGCCAGCUGACCCCGUCCCCGAGGAUGACGGUUCGAGAGAAGCUGCGUGAGAAGAUCUCCGCUGGCUUCUACAGGCACGGCCUGCUGUGUGCCUCCUACCCUGUCCCCAUCAUCGUCUUCACCGCGGUAUGCAUCCUGACCUGCUGUUAUCCCCUGCUGAAGCUCCCUCUGCCAGGGACGGGGCCAGUGGAGUUCACCACAGGCGUGCGAGACUACACCGUCCCCUCCCAUGAGUCCCAGGGAGAUCUGGGGGAGCGUCCAGAGUGGUAUCGGGGUCCUCCGGUGGCCUAUAUCCAGCAGGUCCUGGUCAAGGCAGCCGUCUCUCCCUGGGACAGCAAGCUGGUUCCGGUCGAUGCCUUCCGUUCUCCGCUGGGGCGUGUGUUCACCCUGCUGGAGGAGAUUCGCAACCACGUGCACUCGGACAGUUCCGGGGUGCGAAGCCUGGAGGCGCUAUGUUUGCAGGUGACGGACCUCCUGCCAGGGUUGCGCCGCAUGCAGGCCGUUUUGCCAGAACAUGGCUGCUUGCUGGUUUCUCCCGGAAACUACUGGCAGAACCAGCGGGAGCUGUUCGACUCCGACCCAGACCUCCUGAAGACCGUCCACCAGCAUGAGCCCAAGGGUCUGCACACCUCCGCCACACUGAGAGAUCUGCUGUUCGGCGUCCCGGGGAAGCUCAGUCUCUACAGCAGGAAGCGGGUGGUCAGCUACACCAUCACCAUGGCCCUCAGCAGCUACGACGCCAGGUUCCUGGGCAGUCUGCGGGCCCGUCUGAAGCAGCUGCACCCCUCACUCAACUGCAGCCUGCGGGAGGACCACCUGGUGCACGUGCACUUCAAAGAGGAGAUCGGCAUCGCAGAGCUCAUCCCCCUGGUCACCACCUACAUCAUCCUGUUCGCCUACAUCUACUUCUCCACGCGCAAGAUUGACAUGGUGAAGUCUAAAUGGGGUCUGGCCCUCGCUGCUGUGGUAACGGUGCUCAGCUCCCUCCUCAUGUCUGUGGGGUUGUGCACCCUCUUUGGCCUGACGCCCACGCUGAAUGGGGGGGAGAUCUUCCCCUAUCUGGUAGUUGUCAUUGGGCUGGAGAAUGUGUUGGUCCUUACCAAGUCGGUGGUGUCGACACCUGUGGACCUGGAGGUCAAACUGCGCAUUGCCCAGGGCCUGAGCAACGAGAGCUGGUCUAUCAUGAAGAACAUGGCCACGGAGCUGGGCAUCAUCAUCAUUGGCUACUUCACACUGGUGCCUGCCAUCCAGGAGUUCUGUCUAUUUGCUGUGGUGGGCCUGGUCUCUGAUUUCUUCCUCCAGAUGUUCUUCUUCACCACAGUGCUGUCCAUUGACAUCCGCCGCAUGGAGCUGGCAGAUCUGAACAGGCGACUACCGGCCGAGGCAGGGAUGCCCCCCCCCAAACCGGGUCCCCUCCGCCCCCGCGAGGCCCCUCCACCUCCCCGGCCCUCCCCCCACACCAUCACUCUGCAAACCCCCGCCUUCCGCAACCUGCGCCUUCCCAAGAGGCUGAGGGUGGUGUACUUCCUGGCACGCACACGUCUGGCCCAGCGCAUCAUCAUGGUCGGCACGGUGAUUUGGAUUGGGAUCCUGCUCUACACGGAUCCGGCGGGGCUGGGCACCUACCUGGCGGCCCAGGUGUCGGAGCAGAGCCCCCUGGGAGAGGCAGGGCUCCCGCACAUGGGCGUGGCCCCCGUGUUCCCCGGCGGGGACCCCACCAGCACUCUGAGCGUCCUGCCGGCCCCCGAGCCCACCCCCCUCCCCGAAAACCAGUCCCAGGGCCACGGGCCCCCCGGACCCGUCCGCUCCGUCCCCACUAACGCACAGAUCAGCUGGGGCCCGGAGGACGAGGAGGUGUGGAGGCGCCUGUCCUUCCGCCACUGGCCCUCCCUCUUCAGCUACUACAACAUCACCCUGGCCAAGAGGUACAUCAGCAUCCUGCCUGUUAUUCCUGUGACGCUCCAUCUGAGCCCCCAGGAGGCUCUGGAGACACGCCACCCCCAGGACACCCGCCACUCUCCCCGGCCCGAGCUCAGCCUGCCCCCUGGCCCACAUGGGACCAUCCUACAGACAGACCUCACUCUGUACAAGGUUGCGGCUCUGGGUCUUGCUGCAGGAGUGAUCCUUGUCCUCCUGCUCUUCUGCCUGUACCGGGUGCUCUGUCCCCGCAACUACGGGCAGAACGGGGUGCCCCACGGCCGCCGUCGCCGCGGCGACCUGCCCUGUGAUGACUACGGGUACUCGCCUCCCGUCAGUGAAAUCUCGCCUCUGCUGCUUCGUGGGCAUAGCAUGGAUAUUGAGUGUCUGGCCAGUGAUGGGAUGCUGCUGGCCAGCUGUUGCUUGGCGGGACAGAUCCGCGUGUGGGACGCACAGACAGGGGACUGUCUGACUCUCAUCCCAAACCACGGUCUGCGCAGGUGCAACAGCAGUGGAUGCUGGGAGCAGAACUGCUGGGAUGCGGUUGGUCUGGCUGAGCCAGAGAGCCUGGCUGGAGUGGAGGGGCUGGAGAUGGACGGGGCUCUGGUGGGGGCUGACGGAGCGGGCUACCCCCUGCGGAGGAGGGCCACCCCGUCACGCCCCACCCUGUUCAUAGACCAGCCUGACCUCACGCCCCUCAUCGAUACCAACUUCGGCAAGCAGCCCCCGUCCCAGGCGCUGCCCGACUCCGGGUUCGAUUUCGGGGGUCUGGUGGAGCGCGCUUAUCAGGAGCAUGAGCCUUCGCCCGCCCUGGGGUUCCCUCCGUCGCCCCCGGCGACCCAGCAGAGACGCCGCAGCCUGGGGGACUCCCCGAUUCUGCCCCCGGACCGCCCGUCCCCCAGCCCUCCGGACUGGGACAGCUCUGUGUGGGCCAUGGAGCUCAGGGGAAACCUCAUCGCAGCAGGGAGGAGCAGCGGCAAGCUGGAGCUGUGGGACGCAGUAGAGGGCAGUCUGCGGUGCAGUAAUGAAGACGGUGUGUCAGGGAUCACAGCGCUGGCCUUCCUUAAUAACAGGAUCGUAGCAGCCCGGCUCAAUGGCUCUCUGGACUUCUUCACAGUGGACAUCAAUAAGCCCCUGGGCCUGCUGCAGUAUCGUGGGACCCCCGUGCGGGGCAGCAUGCCCCCCUCGCCCUGCUACAGCAGUGAGGACGUGAUCAGCUGCCAGCUGACGCGCUCGGUGCAGUGCGCCCAUCAGAAGCCCAUCACUGUGCUCAGGGCCGCGGCAGGCAGGGUGGUGACGGGCAGCCAGGACCACACUGUCAGGGUGUACCGCUUGGAGGAUUCCUGUUGUCUCUUCACUCUGCAGGGUCAUUCUGGGGGCAUAACUGCCAUCUACAUCGACCAGACCAUGGUCCUGGCCAGUGGGGGGCAGGACGGGGCCAUCUGCCUGUGGGACGUCUUGACGGGCAGCAGGGUCAGCCAUGUUUAUGGUCACCGCGGCGACGUCACCUCCCUGGUCUGCACCACCUCCUGUGUGAUCAGCAGCGGGCUGGAUGACCUAAUCUGCAUCUGGGACCGCAGCACAAACAUCAAACUGUACUCUAUACAGCAGGAGGUGGGCUGUGGGGCCAGCCUGGGCGUGAUUUCGGAGAGCCUGCUGGUGACGGGGGGGCAGGGCUGUGUGUCCUUCUGGGACCUGAACUACGGGGACCUGCUGCAGACUGUGUACCUGGGCCAGAGCAGCGAGGGCCAGGGCGUGAGGCAGCUGCUGGUGCUGGACAACGCCGCCAUCGUGUGCGACUUCGGCAGCGAGCUGAGCCUGGUGUACGUGCCCUCCGUGCUGGAGAAGCUGGACUGAGCGCCCCGCUCGCCCCCUCAGACGAACAGUUUACCCCCGGGCACCCGGCAGCUGACGUCCAGACAAAGCCCAUUCCUCGAUUCCUGCUCUUUUAUUUCCAUCCCAGUUUCCCCCCUCCUGUAGACCUCUUUAAUAGCGAGAGGGGUGGGGUUCUGUCUCCAUAGCGAUGUGAUGUCAGCGUGGAUGGACAGUGGACAGUGGGGGAACGGGCUGGGGACUGACGCCAGGGCCCGGACCGGCCCCUGGGAGCAGGGCUUCUGCCGGCCCUCUCCUGCACGUGGCGACACUGCUGGCCCCGCUGGGUUUGUGCGUUUUUAGUGUUUUUGGGGGAGUCACCGCAGACGUUGCGGCUGAUGUCACUGGGGCUGCACUGUAGAGACCGCUCCCGUCUAGCCGGCCAGUGUGUGGCAGUGACGGUGGGGGCACGUGUGCGUCAGUUUGUGCGCACGUGCAAAAUAAUAUGAAUGUGUGUGUAUAUUCAGAGCCAGGGCAAAAACAAAACAAAAAAACUAAGAGCAAACAAUGCUGAAAAUGUAGAAUUGGGGGUGGGGUUGGGGGGUGGCUUGGGUAUUUGUGUAUACCCAGUCAUACAAAAAAAAAGGUUUGUGUGUGUCUGGGUGUGUGUUUGUCUGCUCCUGAAUGUUUUGUGUGUGUGUUUCUUUGUUUGUUUCUGUUUGUUUGCUAGAGCAGCAUAUUGUACUCAGCAAAACCUCCGGAGGGGGGCCGGGCGGUUAUUUUUUAAUGUCUGAAUUUAUUAUUUAUUAGAUACAUUUGAAAUAACACAUAAUUUUUAUGAAAUUUAAAAAACUCUAUAUUUUAAUAUGGGGAUGAUGUCAAAAAAGCAAAAUGUGCGAAACUGGGAUUUAUGGUGUAUAACAAUUACAUUUGGCAGUUGUAAUUAUAGUAAUAUUAAUAUUUAUGUCGAAGAACUGAGCUAGUUUGUUUGAAGGGGGAGCGAGAGGGGGGGAGGGGAGGGAAGAAUCCAGAAUCUUUGCACACAUCCUCCAGAGACCCAGUGACUGGCCCUGCCCAAUUGACCAGUGUUGUUUCAAACAAAUUUCAGUUAAUUCUAUACAGUAGUCCAUUUAGAGUUCCACUAAAUUUCCUGAUUAGGGCAAUGGUCUAUUCGCUAAAAAAAUUAAAGCAAAUUUCCCAGUUCGACAGUAAUGGGUUUAUUGCUGUAUUCAUAAGUACUGUUCACUGACAUUAGCAGACUAAGUUAAAGCUUGUUUAAGUUGAAGCUUUUCUGUAGGACAGCCAGUCGUUUGUUCACUUUAGCCGAUGAUUAAUUUCUCUUGGCCGUGCAGAUUACUGAUAGGCUGGAGGCCUCUGCGCUGCGUUAUAACCUGCUGUGGAUGGUGGUGAAUGUUCAGGGUGUCUUACUGUGCAUCAGGCAGGCGUCCACAUGUAGCCUCCGUUUCUCCUCCUUCAGAAGGACGGUCAUCGACUUGCACAAUGUUUUGCGAAGGAAAAAUGUGAUGUUUAUAGAAAGUUUGCUUUAUUUGCUUCAUUUAUUAUCAUUGUUAUUAGGGAUCGGUUCUACAAAGCUAAAUAUUAAUGUUGAAUAUAGCUCACAGGUCAUUUUAAUGAACAUCCCAUGUAGACAUUCUGGAUGUUUACCUGUGUGUGUGUGUGUGUGUGUGUGUGUGUGUGUGUGUGUGUGUGUACGGGAGAGAUGAUGGUCCUUUAAGACUGAUGUCCAACAAAGAACCAACAGCUCCUAUACGUUCUGAUCUGGCGCACUGGAGGUCUGUUCAGUAGUUCCUAAAGUACGUUGUCUCAUUUUCCUGUCUGUUGGCAAAGAGACAUCUUGAGUUUUUAUCUGAUGUUUCCUGGAGGACACAGGGAUAGUUGUGGUGUGACAGUGUUGCCCUUGCUUACUUUGUUGUUGACUCACUCCGUUAAUACCAGGAAGGGACAUUUCUAGCCCAUUCCCCUGGGCCACGUGGCAGCCCGAGUGACCCCCUCCCUCCCACUGUAUCACCGUGUGAAUGUACUAGAUCAGGGCCUGCCCUGCAAACAGAAUACAGAUUUAAGUGCAUUUCCACAAAAAGACACUCACAGGAUAACCACAAAUCCAUAUGUGUAAGGACACACGAAUGCCCCCAUAUUUUCUUUCAGGAAGACAAGAAUGCACUGAUAUACCCAUGUAUAUAUACUUCGUAAUGCACAAAUAUAUAAAAUUGAGAGAAACAUGGACAGACAGAACACAUACAUUCAACUGUUAGCAAACAUUAAAACAGGCAUGCAAGCAACACAUUUUAAACCUGUUUACAUGCAAACAUAAACUUGAAAUUCCGGACUCACUUGGUCAGACAUGCAUGCUUACUGGAAGUAAAGUAUACAAUUCAUUUGACAUGCACACCUACAAAUUUGAACGAGUAGAAAUGCACAACAGACCAAAAUGUCUGAUGUAAUGGUUAUAAUUUAUUAGUUUUUGAUGUAAAUAUUAGGUGAGGAAGCUUUAGAAAUGCUCUUUGAUUUGAGUGAGUUUUUAUUAGAUAAAAUAUUUGAUUAUUAUUUUUUAACUUUAUACUUUUUCAGACCUGGUUGUAAUUUUGGUUUCAUUGUGAAUUUUAUUGGAAGGGUGGGGUGACGUAAGAGUGCUUUUUCUGUUACUGGGUUUUCUUGCAAUCUACCAGAUAUCCAAAACCAGAAUCAGUUAUCCAAUUAACUCUGAUUACCCAUUGUAUCCCUGUCCAAGGAAACCUUGUCAUGCAUCUGAGGCCACCUUCUGGGGUUGUUGGUGGUUCUCUUGGGUAAACGGGGAGUAUGCUGGUGAUUAGCUGGUACUUGAAUCAUGGCUGGUCUGAAAUCAGGGCCCAUAUUAUAACCCAUUGUCUUUAGGUUCUGCCCAUUGUUAAUAUUCAACCCUUUUUGAGGACCACAGAUGACUGUGAUUGCUUGCAAUGAUGCAGAGUGUUGCAUGUUUCGGUACCAUUCAUCUGGUGCGUAAGGUCUCCCGUGGCAAUACUAUUGGACGGUUACCGAGUGUAGUGAGGUGUCACAUGCCUGGCACGGAACUAGACCUGCAGCAAGGCUGAUUAAGCAAAACCUGAUUGGGCCUCAGCAAAGUUGGG
This is a messenger RNA of Conger conger (European conger), 7098 nucleotides long. RefSeq names its product SREBF chaperone (gene scap). Gene Ontology annotation, biological process: SREBP signaling pathway. The record is from RefSeq and is a predicted model, not a curated record. The transcript is spliced from 23 exons. The coding region runs from base 269 to 4018 and encodes 1249 amino acids. Gene Ontology annotation, cellular component: endoplasmic reticulum membrane; Golgi membrane. Gene Ontology annotation, molecular function: sterol binding; protein binding. Lineage: Eukaryota; Metazoa; Chordata; Actinopteri; Anguilliformes; Congridae.